UCAACAAUGUACAGUGAAGUGAAAUGUUUGCGUGAUUUUUGUGGAUUAAACGAUGUGUAAGGCAGAUUUUAUCCCUACAGAAAAAAACUAGGAUUAUGGAUGAUCCUAAUGAGGAGCUCAGGGUCGUUCCCGAGCUCUACUUUUUGAUAGCGAAAUUUCUCUCUGGAGGCCCUCUGAAGGAAACUGCGAAGACUUUGUUGAAAGAGCUCGAGAGUGUAGAGGUGCUGCCUCGGCGGCUCGACUGGGAGGGCCACGAGCACGCCCAAUCCUACAAUGAAUUGGCGUCGCAAUACAACGAUAUGCCGUGGACGCGGCUGGCGUCCAUAUGCAAGCGGGCGCUACAGCUGGCGCGGACCGCCAGCAUCGCCGCACACUCCUCACCGGACGGCCUGACGGCGCGGCUGUCGCUGCUCAGCGAGUCGCUGGUGCGGCCGAAGCCCAAGUACGCUUACUACAAACAAGAUCACAGCUUGGUGCGGCGGCUGGCGCGGCGCGAGUGCGGGUUCGGUCCGGCGGCGGCGGCGGGCGGGCGCGGCGGGCCGGCCGUGCUGCCGGCGCGGCUGCUGUCCGGGCUGCGGCUGCAGCGCCGGACGCUCGGACACCUCUCCGCCGUCUACUGCCUCGUCUUCGACUGCACCGGACGAUACGUCGUCACCGGCGCGGACGACCUGCUGGUGAAGGUGUGGAGCGCGGCGGACGGGCGCCUGCUGGGCACGCUGCGCGGCGCCGGCGCGGAGAUCACCGACGUGUGCGCCUCCGACGACGCCGCGCUGCUCGCCGCCGGCUCCGUCGAGCGCCUCGUGCGCGUCUGGUGCCUGGCGACGGGCGCUCCGCUGGCCGUGCUGGCGGCGCACGGCGGCACCAUCACCGCGGUGCACUGGGCGGCCGGCGCGCGCUGGCUGGCCUCCACCUCCACCGACGGCUCGGUCGCCUUCUGGUCGCGCUCGGGCGGGCAGUUCGCGGCGCAGCCCGUGCAGUACGUGGAGCGCAUGCGGCCCGGCGCUUGCCACAUGAUCUGCGCGGCCUGGUCCGCGGGCGGCGCCUUCCUGGCGGCGGGCAGCGCCGACCACCACGUGCGCGUGUACGCGGUGGGCGGGGAGGAGGCGGGGGGGGCGCCGCGCCGCGUGCUCGAGCUGGCCGUGCACGGGGACGCCGUCGACAGCCUCGCCUGGGCGCACCGCGGCCUGCGCUUCGUGUCCGGCAGCAAGGACGGCACCGCGGCCCUGUGGCAGCUCCACGCCACGCAGUGGAGGCACCUGCUGCUGCGGCCCGCCGCGCCCGCCGCCUCCGCGGCCUCCGCGCCCGACCACAAGCGGCUCAAGGUCACGAUGGUGUGCUGGGACAGCAGCGACGCGUACGUCAUGACCGCCGUCUCCGACAACACCAUACGCGUGUGGUGCGCGGCGCGGGGCGUGCAGACGAGCGUGCUGCGGGGCCACGCUGACGAGGCGUACGUGCUGGAGCCGCACCCGUCGCUGAGCGGCGUGCUGCUGUCCGCCGGACACGACGGACAGCUGUUCGUGUGGGACGCGGCCGCCGCCCAGGUGAUAGCGCACUACCAUAACAAGAUCGAGGGCCAGGGCGAUGGUGCCAUCUUCGAUGCCAAGUGGGGCUCCGCCUGCACGGUGGCGGCGUCCGACUCGCACGGACACCUGCUGCUGCUGGGGCUCGGACAGGGACACCCUCUGCUGCGGCAGUUGCCCACGGAGCUCUUCUUCCACACCGACUACCGUCCUCUGGUGCGGGACGCGCUGGGCGGCGCGCUGGACGAGCAGACGGAGACGCCGCCGCACCUGAUGCCGCCGCCCUUCCUGGUGGACGUGGAGGGCGCGCCGCACCCGCCCGCCCUGCAGCGCCUCGUGCCCGGCAGGGAGAACCUCGCGCUCAGCCAGCUCAUACCCGCGGCCGAGCGCGGCCGCCUCGACGCGCUCAUACUGGCGCUGGCGGGGGAGGAGCGCGGGGCGGGCGCGGGGGGCGUGGGGGGCGCGGGGGGCGUGUGGCGCGGGGAGGGCGUGCGGCACACGGCCGGCUCGUGGCAGCGCGGGGACCCGCUGCUGGUGCCGCCCAGCGAGCGCCCCCUGGUGCCGCCCCUGCCGCCCGCGCACCGCGCCAGGGUCCACGCCGCCGCCGCGGACCUCCACCACAUGGAGCACGAGUGGUACCGGCGCGAGAUGCGGCGGCGGCCCGUGAUGAUCAACACGGCGGGGGCGGGCGGCCCCGAGGGGGCGCGGCGGCGCGCGGGGCGGCGGCCGCGCGCGCGGGCCGCGCCCCCCGCCCCCGCCGCCGCCGCCGCCCCCGCGCGGCCCCGCCCCUGCCCGCGCCCCGCGCCCGACUCUCCGCCGCCGCCCCCCGACCUCGACUCGGAGUCGGACACCUCGGACGAGUCCGUCCGCCUGUCCGGCUCGCUGCACUCCUCGCACUCGCACUCGCGCGGCUCCAGCCUCGACUACACGCAGUCCUCCAGGUCAGUGCUGCGUUCUGCUCUAUGUGGUCCCUCGAGCCGGACAUUGUUCCGGCUCGAAGGACCACCGAAGGUGAACUCACGUUCUGGAAGUAAAAGUGACGACUCGGAGUCGUCGCAGUACUCGGACUGGGAGGCGGGGGCUGCGUUGGCGCCCCCCGCCCGCGCCCGUCGCCGUCCGCUGCCCGCCACCAGAUACAGCCCGACUGCGGCGAACACGAAGCGCGGCGGUCCGGCUACUGGCCGCCCCCCGCCGCCCGCGUCCCCGGGGGGCCCGGCGGGGGCGGGGGCGGGGGCGGCGGGGCCCGGGGGGGGCGAGGCGGAGGCGGAGGAGCUGCCCGAGGCGUACCGCCCGGGCGAGUGGCUCACGGCCGUCACGCCGCGGAAGUCUCCCUACCACCCGCAGAUGGGCGACGAGUGCGUCUACUUCAGACUGGGCCACCAGCGUUACUUCGAGGCGGUGGCAGAGAAGGACCUCUACAAGAUCAAUCCACGCGACAAACCCUGGGAGAGGACACUAGUACACGAGUGCGAGCUGGUGAAGGUGGUGGGCAUCAAGUACGUGAUCAAGCCGCCGCGCGUGGUGUGCCUGAAGCUGGCCUGCGUGCUGGAGGCGCCCCGGGGCCGCAGCUUCACGGUGCGCUACCACGACAUGGCGGACGUGAUCGACUUCCUGGUGCUGCGGCAGCACUACGAGCUGGCGGUGGCGCGGCGCUGGGAUUAAAGAUAUAGGUUCCGCUGCAUCAUCGACGAUUGGUGGACCUUAAAUAUGGUGGACAUUACGCCACCACCACCCACCACCGCCGCCACCGAUCUCUAUAAUAUUAUGGUUUCCGCAGCCGCCCACCACUUCCUGUCCAUUCGCGUGCGCUGGGACAACGGCGAGGUGGAGCGGCUGUCGGCGUGGGACCUGGAGCGCGUGGACGCGGCGCGGCUGCCGUCGUCGCCGGGGGCGGCCGUGGGGGUCCUGCCGCACGAGCUGGCCGCCGCGCUCUACCGCGCCGCGCCGCGCGAGUGGCCGCCCGCCGGGGACCGCGCGCUCGCCUGCCGCACCAUCGCACGACACGUGUCGCAGGUGAUGACCCUGGCGGCUGCGGAGCCGUUCGUGGCCCCGGUGGACCUGCAGCUGUAUCCCUCGUACGCGCGCGUCGUACCCUACCCCAUAGACCUCGCCACCAUCCGCGCGCGCUUCGAGAACAUGUUCUACCGGCGGGCGGCAGCAGCGCAGUUCGACGUGCGGUACCUGGCCACCAACGCGGAGCAGUUCAACGAGCCGCACGCCAUCAUCGUGCGACAGGCGCGCCUUGUUACAGACCUGCUGCUGCACAUCAUCAGCUCGUGGCAGGACGUGGACGUGUUGGCCAAGUACCACGAGUUGGCCGCCUCCUACCACUCGUCGGAUGACGAGCCGCUCGCUGCCAGCGCCGCCAAGGGGUGGCGGGCCACGUGCGCGCAGCUGCUGCGGGAGCUCAUGGCCUCCGCGGACGCGGAGCCCUUCACACGACCCGUCAGCCUCGACAUGGCGCCAGCCUGUACAAAUAAUCAAGCUCAUGAAUACAAAUGUUUGUGCCGGCCGCGUCAGGAAUCGAACCGUGGCGCGCUGGCCGGCGACGUGCGCCUGUUCGCCAACAGCCGCCUGUACAACACCAACAAGCGCAGCCUGUUACGUACACCGGCCCCGCCUGUACAGACUACCAACAAGCGCAGCCGUAAUGAUGAUCACGUCACGUUCGUGCGUGGCCGCGCUGGCCGGCGACGUGCGCCGAGUGUUCGCCACCAGCCGCCUGUUCAUGUCCCAGUAGAGCCGCGUUGUUCGUUGUCCGGUUGUGACGUCACGUACCGUGACGGGGCCGCGCUGGCCGGCGACGUGCGCCGAGUGUUCGCCAACAGCCGCCUGUACAACACCAACAAGCGCAGCCGGCCGCCUGUACAACACCAACAAGCGCAGCCGGGUACGUACACCGGCCGUGACGUCACGUCACGUCACGUUGGCCGCGCUGGCCGGCGACGUGCGCCGAGUGUUCGCCAACAGCCGCCUGUACAACACCAACAAGCGCAGCCGGGUACGUACACCGGCCGUGACGUCACGUCACGUCACGUGGCCGCGCUGGCCGGCGACGUGCGCCGAGUGUUCGCCAACAGCCGCCUGUACAACACCAACAAGCGCAGCCGGGUACGUACACCGGCCGUGACGUCACGUCACGUCACGUCACGUGGCCGCGCUGGCCGGCGACGUGCGCCGAGUGUUCGCCAACAGCCGCCUGUACAACACCAACAAGCGCAGCCGGGUACGUACACCGGCCGUGACGUCACGUCACGUCACGUGGCCGCGCUGGCCGGCGACGUGCGCCGAGUGUUCGCCAACAGCCGCCUGUACAACACCAACAAGCGCAGCCGGGUACGUACACCGGCCGUGACGUCACGUCACGUCACGUGGCCGCGCUGGCCGGCGACGUGCGCCGAGUGUUCGCCAACAGCCGCCUGUACAACACCAACAAGCGCAGCCGGGUACCCGCCUGUACAACACCAACAAGCGCAGCCGGGUACGUACACCGGCCGUGACGUCACGUCACGUCACGUGGCCGCGCUGGCCGGCGACGUGCGCCGAGUGUUCGCCAACAGCCGCCUGUACAACACCAACAAGCGCAGCCGGCCGCCUGUACAACACCAACAAGCGCAGCCGGGUACGUACACCGGCCGUGACGUCACGUCACGUCACGUGGCCGCGCUGGCCGGCGACGUGCGCCGAGUGUUCGCCAACAGCCGCCUGUACAACACCAACAAGCGCAGCCGGGUACGUACACCGGCCGUGACGUCACGUCACGUCACGUGGCCGCGCUGGCCGGCGACGUGCGCCGAGUGUUCGCCAACAGCCGCCUGUACAACACCAACAAGCGCACAGCCGGGUACGUACACCGGCCGUGACGUCACGUCACGUCACGUGGCCGCGCUGGCCGGCGACGUGCGCCGAGUGUUCGCCAACAGCCGCCUGUACAACACCAACAAGCGCAGCCGGAUCUACUCGAUGACUGUCCGUCUGUCGUCGUUGUUCGAGGCGCUGUGGGCGCGCGCUGCCCCCGAGCAGCCCGUCCGGGCCGGACGGCCCAGCCGGUCCGGGCGGUCCGGUCGGUCCGGUCGGUCCGGUCGGUCGGGCCGGCGCGCGCCCGCAGCCCGGCCCCGCACCCGCCGCUCUCGCCGGCCGCGCCGCGCGACCAGGGCCGCCGCACAAAACUCACCGACGGAAGCGGAAACGGUGGCUCCGGUAGACGGGCAGCAGGCGGGCGCGGGCGCUCGGUCCGGGUCGCGCGGGUCUCGCGGGUCGUCCGGGUCGUCCGGGUCGUCGUCGGAGCCGCUGGCGGCCACCUCGCGCCGCGUGCACCGCGCCGCCCGCCAGGACUCCUGGGACAGCGACGAGCCGCUCCACGCGCACACCAAGGGCAAAGGCGUGGGGAAGAAGAGUAAGAGCAGCAGCAACAGCGCGGAGCCGGGGCCGAGCACGAGUCGCGCCAGACUAGCAAUGCCGUACGAGUCCGAGCCGGAGUCUGAGCCGGGCGCGGGUGCGGGUGCGGGUGCGGGGGCGACCGCGCGGUGGUCGUCCGGCAGCGCGUGCUCCAACAUCCGCGUGGUGGAGGAGGAGCUGCUGGAGGACGACGUCGAGCUCACCUACGACGAGCCGCCGCCGGCAGCGCACACCCGCAAGCGUGGUCGCGCGCCGAGCUCAGCCAGCGGCAGUGUGGCGAGCGUGGCGAGCGUGGCGAGUGUGGGCAGCGACUGGGCCGCUCACCACAAACGGCCGCGCCGCAGCGGGCACGCACCCAAACAGAGGCGCGAGCGGACGAGCGCGGCGUGGUCGUCGGGGUCAACGUCCGGGUCGGACGGGUCGGACGGGUCGGACGGGUCGGACGGGUCGGGCCGGGCGGGCCCCGCGGCCGCCAGCUAUGAGUCGGAUCGCUCCUACCGUCCGCGGUACUCCACCGACGACGACGCGCCGCUGCAUCUGGAGCGGCGGCGCGGUGCGGGGGCUGCGGGCGGGGCCCCGGGCCCGCAGUCCGAGGACGGCAGCGGCGGCGGCGUGUCGCUGCGGGCGCGCGGCAGUCCGCGGCAGUACAACGAGGACAGCGAGGAGGACUCCGCCGCCGCCAUCAGCAAGCGGCUGCAGCACCACCACCGCCACCACCACCACCACCACCACCUCGCCACCAGGCGGCAGAGACACGCUGCACAGACGUCGGGGUUAAGCUCGCUGGCGCCGGGUGUGGCGAGUGUGGCGAGCGUGGCGAGCGUGGCGACCAACGACGAUCACAACUACUUCAACGGGCACGCCGCCGUCGCUCAGCACAACGGCACGCACAAUGGUGCUGCUGGCGGGGGCUCCGCCAGCAGCAGCGGCGGCGGGGGCUCCGCCCCGGUCUCGAUCUCGUCCCGGGGCCGCGUCCGCAAGCUCACACCGAAGGCGCGCGGCCUGCUGCGGGACUGA
Molecule: messenger RNA, 6938 nt
Organism: Achroia grisella
Lineage: Eukaryota; Metazoa; Arthropoda; Insecta; Lepidoptera; Pyralidae
Gene: BRWD3
Product: bromodomain and WD repeat-containing protein 3
Biological process (GO): regulation of cell shape; cytoskeleton organization; regulation of transcription by RNA polymerase II
Cellular component (GO): nucleus
Molecular function (GO): protein binding
Source: RefSeq, a predicted model, not a curated record